Molecule: messenger RNA, 408 nt
Organism: Protopolystoma xenopodis
Lineage: Eukaryota; Metazoa; Platyhelminthes; Monogenea; Polystomatidea; Polystomatidae
Source: the annotation of a GenBank genome assembly
AUGGUACACACCAGUGACCCGCUGCGACCUGGCGUCUCUCGAAGAGGCUUUGGAAAACAUGGGUUCAGUUGCCUGGCGGCGCAGACCCAGCGCAUUAAACUGAACCGGCUGGAUCUGGACGCUUUCAGCAGGAUUCCAGCAUGCCCAAAUGACGGUUUUUUCGUUUUACUCCUCUCAUGCAUGGCUGACUUUGGCUUCGAAUUUGCGUCAUUUCGUGCUCUCUCGAAUUCGGCCUUUGACUCUGUCCUCCGACGUGCUGACGAUGGUGCCGAACUCUGCGUGCCCUCUUGUCAUGUUCUACGCCUGUGCCUGCCUACCUACCGAGCCUUCGGCAAGUUAGGUAGGGGCACCCCGACCUCGACGUCUUUCAGCCAUCAGCGCUCGCUAUUCACUCCGGUCUGGCACUGA